This is a messenger RNA of Helianthus annuus (common sunflower), 681 nucleotides long. Its product is annotated as nucleoplasmin-like protein ANO39. Bases 1 to 681 code for a protein of 226 amino acids. The record is from RefSeq and is a predicted model, not a curated record. Lineage: Eukaryota; Viridiplantae; Streptophyta; Magnoliopsida; Asterales; Asteraceae. The transcript is spliced from 2 exons.
AUGUUAUACGCUAUGAUAGAAUAUGAACUUGGAAUUAAUGUUCAUGCGGCUUUUGAUGAUAUAGAAAUCCGAAGAGCUGAGGCUCAGAGGAUAGAGAAAGAGCAGAAAGAUGCUGAAGAAGCCGCUGAAGCCUUAAAGGAUAAAGGUAAGGGUGUUGUGGUUGAUAAUGAAGAAAUUCUUGGAUCCUCAAAUCAACAAGAGCAACAACAACCAGAUGUUGAAGCUAAUGAAGAAAAUGCUCUAGUUCCCGCACUAUUAUUCACUUUUGUUGGUGAACGAAAGACGUUAUCUUACAGCAGGGAAGACAAUGCGAGAAGAAUAGAAGUUGAAAGGCGUCGACCUAAAGCAAAGGAAGUUAAGAAAGCUCAGGCUGCUGGCGAAGAGGAAGAUGACGAAGAUGAAGAGGAUGAUGACUUUAAAGAUAUUGAUGAUUAUCAUAGAAGCAGUGACGAUGAUGAAGGUGAUGAUGAUGAUCAGGGAGGUAACGGUGGUGCUUUGAUUGUGAGACCACCUGGUGCUGAUAACAAUGAUAAUUACUUCAACGAUGAACAGAAUGAGGAAAAGGAAGACGCUCAGACUAAGGGGGAGUCUACCUCAGGUUCUAAGCAAGCUAAUCUUCAAAAGGUAUUCUCUAACACUCCCAAAGUUAUUUAUCUAAGUCAUGACGUCGAAGAGGGAUAA